Molecule: messenger RNA, 1487 nt
Organism: Benincasa hispida (wax gourd)
Lineage: Eukaryota; Viridiplantae; Streptophyta; Magnoliopsida; Cucurbitales; Cucurbitaceae
Source: RefSeq, a predicted model, not a curated record
ACAUUACUAAAAAUUAUAGCACAUCUCAAAAGAGAAUACAAAAAAGAAAACAAUGGAUUGGUUGGGAAAAAGUUCAAAAGUAGAAGGCAAAAAUGAGUUGGAAAAUCUUGGCAUAAGAUUCGAACCCAUCCUGUUUCAUCCUGAUCUUAAUGAAUAUGAGUUGCGAAUCCAAAUCCCAGGUUGCCCAAGGAAUCUGAUAAAGUUAACUUACGACAAGGCAUCGGGACAGCUUAAGCUGCAGGGAAAGAAGCAGAAAACAGAAUUCGUUCAUCAAUUUCCUGUUCCGGACGACUGCUUAGCCACCGGAAUCUAUGGCCGAUUUCGAGGUGAUGUUCUUCACAUCAUUAUGCCCAGAUUGCUCUCUGAAUGGCCAGCUUCUGAAGCUGCCCCUUCAAAGCAAGAAGAUGAUCGAAAGUCUUCGUCUGAUCAGCCACCGACGAAGCAGGUAGAGGAAAAUCGCGAAAAAUUGCCUGCUAGGGUUCCGGAACCAUCGCCGUCCGUUCAGAAAUCCACCGACAAAUCGACGGAAGGAGGAAAAAGUCGCGAUAAAUUACCUGCUAGGGUUACGGAACCAUCUCCGUCCGAUCAGAAAUCCACCGGCAGAUUGACGGAAGGAGGAGGAAAAGAUCGCGAGAAAUUACCUGCAAAGGUUUUGUCAUUGCCGCCGCCGUCUGAUCAGGAAAUGACGGAGAAACUGAGGCAAAGAGACAAUGAACUAUUCCCCGAAAUCUCCGCUCCGCGACCGGUCGUUCGUGAAUUGGGCGGCUCAGUCAAGGAACUCAGAGAAAAUUACCAAAAGAAAAUCUCUAAAAUUGCCGCACCACCACCACCUCCUCCACCGCCAACGCCACGUGCCGCGGCUCCGGCGCCAUGGAAUCGGAUAACGACUAAGAUCGGUUCAAGAAAAGAAGAGGAGGAAGAUCGAGAGCCAUCGUCUGAUCAGAACAAGGCCAAACAGGGAGACGUUGAACUGGAAAAAUCAGUCGUAAAAUCUCAGAACAAAGAGGGCGAAUUAGGGCAAGAAGUUGCUAAAAACAUGAAAAUCGCAAUGGCCGAACAGGGAGACGAUGAAUCGGAGAAAUCAGUCGUCAAAUCUCCGAAGAAAGAGAGUAAAUCCGGGCAAGAAGUUGCUAAAAACGCGAAAAUAGUCACUGAAUCGAAGGAUAAAGAAGAAAGCAAGGAGGAAAAACCUAGCGCCGGCGGGAAGGAAACAUUAGGACUGGUGGCCAAAGUGAAGGAGACCGGCAAGGCUGCGGUAGCGGCGGCGAUGAAGGAAGAAAACCGGCCAGUGGUGAUGAUUGGGGCUGCUGUUUUAGCCCUUUUGGUAAUUGGAGCUUCAUUGAGGUCCUCUAGUAAAAAAAUUAAAAAUUAAUUGUAAACAUUGUAAACAUUGAGCCUGCAGAUUUAAUUUGAAUCAAUUUAUGUAUAUAAUAUAUGAUAUGUUAUGAAAUUUAGAUGGAAUACGGAUAUGAAAAUAUAUAAUAUAA